Pseudophryne corroboree (corroboree frog) is the source of this 1206-nucleotide messenger RNA. RefSeq lists its product as uncharacterized. Gene Ontology annotation, molecular function: calcium ion binding. The transcript has 8 exons. NCBI's taxonomy places the organism in Eukaryota, Metazoa, Chordata, Amphibia, Anura, Myobatrachidae. The coding region runs from base 134 to 919 and encodes 261 amino acids. The record is from RefSeq and is a predicted model, not a curated record.
GUGAGUGGGAAGGAGUACUGGGAUCACUGUUGCUCAGACUUGGUUGUAGCAACGGUCUAUUAAUUCCUGGGUUCUCAGUAUCACAUAAUGCCACCAAGCGCAUGUUUGCUGAAAGAAUUACACAGGAAGCAACAUGGCUCCGGGAAAUAAAGCCAAGACAUUUAAUGGCAGCGCUAAAAGCCGACCUGCAAGCCAACAGUCAGGUUCUGGAAGGAAAAAGAAGAAGCGGGUGAAGAAAAGCGCUCAGGGCAAACAUAUCACAGAGCCAGAAACAACUCCGUUCUGCAGCCCUUUAGUCUAUGAUCCAGAGGCCAGCGUACAAGACCUAAUGCAGAAAUAUGCCAAGCGUCCUGAUGCAUUUGGGAUAACUGAACUUCAUGAAUAUGAGCCUGAUAUGCAGAUUAACCCAGGAGUCAGGUUAGGAGCCUGUAAUCACAUCAGCCGCUUUGAAAUUCCGAUGGAUAUAAAACUGCUUGAGAAUAUGACUGUCCACGAAUAUCUCAGAAACUACUGCCGGGUGGUCAAGCGACGACAGAUGUACUAUAAAAAAUUCUUUGAUAAAUUUGACAAAGAUAAAGAUGGAGUGCUUUCUAUUACGGAAAUGGAAAGUGCUUUGAAUGAUGUCUUCAGAGAGAUUCAUCCUGGACAAGUGAAAAAUCUCCUUACUUUGACAAGUGAAAACAAUGAUGUCUUUGAUUCCAAGUUGUUCUUUUCCAUGUGCGCUUUGUCAGAGCGCAUGUUUUACUCCACACCAGUCUCAGAAGACACCAGUGAAACAUACACUGAAAAGCAGUGGGUGGAAAGUGCAGAUUUCUCUGCAAUCAACUGGAAGUUUGACGGAUGCAACAUUGAUAAAACUUUAAAAAACCUGUUCACUGUUCUUGUGUGUAGAUUUGUAACGCUAAGUGGAGAGCUUUGAAAACGUUUUGUAUAGCUUUAAUAUGAUUCAGUCAGACAAAACUCAUUGUUGUGAAUAUUGACAAGUCUGGCCAACUAUCAGUAAAUUGGCAAUUAUAAAGCUAAGGCAGAGCAUCAGCAUUACAGUGUGAUGACAAUUAGCCAUAUCAUUAACAUAGCUUGAUAUGUUGUGCUAAUUUAAUACACUUUUUACACCAAAUUGCAAACAUCCAAUCUAGGUGUCAUUUAUAUGUAAUGGUCCAUUAUAUGUUAAUAAACUAGCACACAAGGCUGUGCAGUAUUAAUUUC